Acanthisitta chloris (rifleman) is the source of this 1449-nucleotide messenger RNA. It is a transcript of the gene KRT80, whose product is annotated as keratin 80. Bases 1 to 1449 code for a protein of 482 amino acids. Gene Ontology annotation, biological process: intermediate filament organization; keratinization. Gene Ontology annotation, molecular function: structural constituent of skin epidermis. The transcript is spliced from 9 exons. NCBI's taxonomy places the organism in Eukaryota, Metazoa, Chordata, Aves, Passeriformes, Acanthisittidae. The record is from RefSeq and is a predicted model, not a curated record. Gene Ontology annotation, cellular component: keratin filament.
AUGACCAGCCCUUGCCAAACUUUUUCCAGAGGCUCCUUCUCGUGCUGGGAGGUGUCAGGGAAGAUGAGCAGAGGAGGAGAAGGGAGUGACUCAGCCCUGGAGCUCCUCGGCCGCUGCAGCCCCACCGAGGUGGCCACCAACAGCUACCUGGGCAAGCUCCAAGGGGAUGGAGGCCACCAGUGCUCUCCCUACUCCUCCUUCUCCGUGGCUGGGAGGUUCCCGGCCCCUAUGCACCUGGACGUGGACACAGAGUUCCAGGCCAUGAGGGAGCAGGAGAAGGAGGACAUUAAACUGCUCAACAACCAGUUUGUCACCCUCAUCGAGAAGGUGCAGAGCUUGGAGCAACAGAACAAAGUGCUGACCACGAGGUGGAACUUCCUGAAGGACCAGGACAAUUCCCACUCGGACUCGGAUAUCAAAGCCAUCUACGACCAGUACAUGAGCAAGAUGAGCCAAGAGAUGAAGACACUCAACUAUGAGCAGGAGAACCUUGAGACAGAGCUCACCAAGGUCCUGAGCACCAUGGACAACUUCAGGAGCAAGUACGAGGACGAGAUUCGUCUCUGCAGCGGAAUGGAGUUCACCUUCAUGGAGCUCAAGAAGGACCUGGAUGUGAGCACCUUGCACCGUACAGAGCUGGAGGUGAAGCUCAAAGGGCUCCAAGAGCUGAUGGAGCUGAAGAAAACCAUCUAUGAGCAGGAACUGGAGGAGCUGCUGACGGAGAUCAAGGACAUCUCGGUGGUGUUGGGCAUCGACAACUCCUGCAGGUUGGACCUCGGGAGGAUCGUGGAGGACGUCAGGGCCCAGUACGAAGCUCUGGCUCUGCGGAGCUGGGAGGAGGCUGAAGCUCUCACCAGGAGGAAGCUGAGCGAGGGCAAUGUCCAGUCAGGCACCUAUGGUGGUCACCUGCUGGACAGUCGCCGGGAGAUCGCUGACCUCAACAUCAGGAUCCAGAAACUCAGGUCCUGCAUCGUGUCCCAGAAGAGCCAGUGCCUGUACCUGGAGGAGAACAUCAAGGAGGCUGGAGAACAUGGGGAGAUGGCCCUCAAGGACGCCAAGGCGAAGCUGGUGGAGCUGGAAGAAGCUCUGCAGAAGUGCAAGGAGGACAUGGCUCACCUGGUGAAGGAGUACCAGGAGCUGAUGAACAUCAAGUUGGCAUUGGACGUGGAGAUCCUGACCUACAGGAAGCUGAUGGAAGGGGAGGAGAACAGCAUGGAGCAGCCCAUUCCCACCAUCAUCAGUGCUGUCCACGCCAGGCCCAAGCCCAUCUCUGCCAGCACCUUGAGGAACUCCAAGCUCUUCGCACGAGGCUCAGGUGAGGUGAAACCGACUCGAGGUGGCCCCAAGUCCUCCAGAAGGUCUAGUGCCACCCUGGGGACACCCAACACUGUCCUCGGUGGUGGGACCAAGCCCAAGCUCAUUUCUGUGCUCCUAGGACCCACAGCAUGA